CCCAUCCCAGGCUUUGAGUGAAUUCAAUUCCCAACAAUACAACUUCUUCUCCUUGUUCUUUUAGUAGUCUUGCUAACUUUUGAAAAAAAUGUCUUGCAAUUGUAGCUGUGGUAGCGACUGCAAGUGCGGCAGUGGCUGCAAAUGUGGCAUGUACCCUGACUUGAGUUACUCAGAGACCACUUCCACUGAGACUAUCAUUGCUGGGGUUGCACCAGCGAAGAUGUUCUACGAGGGGCCUGAGAUGAACUAUGGAGCAGAGAACGACUGCAAGUGUGGCUCAAACUGCAGCUGCACCUCAUGCGGGUGCCACAAAUGAUCGAAGCAAGCCGAAGUCAAGACUCAAAGAAAAAGCUGUGAUGGUCUCCAUAAAUAAGAAAAGAGUGUAAGAGUUGGAAUAUUGUAAAAUAAGAUUGUUCAUGGGAUUUGGAAACCCAUGAAUCUCCUAGUAAGCUAGCAAGGAUUUGGGAUUUGCUUUGUGGCUUGUGUCUACCUUUGUAUCCUUCUUCUUCAUAUUUCCGUGUUUGUUCUACUUUCUGGUGAUUUCAGUUUGAUGGGUGUUUCGUUUGGGUUUGAAAAUGGUUGAUAAGAUUGCAGUAGGAUGAAUGAGGAAAAUGACCGUUUAUCUCUUUA
Pyrus x bretschneideri (Chinese white pear) is the source of this 630-nucleotide messenger RNA. RefSeq names its product metallothionein-like protein type 2. NCBI's taxonomy places the organism in Eukaryota, Viridiplantae, Streptophyta, Magnoliopsida, Rosales, Rosaceae. The record is from RefSeq and is a predicted model, not a curated record. The transcript has 3 exons. Bases 89 to 316 code for a protein of 75 amino acids. Gene Ontology annotation, molecular function: metal ion binding.